Molecule: messenger RNA, 1038 nt
Organism: Aspergillus fijiensis CBS 313.89
Lineage: Eukaryota; Fungi; Ascomycota; Eurotiomycetes; Eurotiales; Aspergillaceae
Product: NAD dependent epimerase/dehydratase
Exons: 5
Coding region: 1-1038 (345 amino acids)
Source: RefSeq, a predicted model, not a curated record
AUGGCCAAUCUACUUUUGACAGGGGCCACUGGAUUCAUUGGAGGAACUGUACUGCAUCAGUUGCUCCAAUUGGCUGAGACUCAACCCGCAAAGCUAUCCAUCACGGCUGUUGUACGUCGCUCAGAGCAAGCAGAUCUCUUGGCUAGCAAAGGGGUUCAAACGACCCUUGUGUCUGGUCUUGAUGAUGCAGACGGACUAGCACGAGCGGCGAGCAGCCAUGAUAUCGUUGUUAAUGUUGCGACCGGCUUCCACGUUGCCGCCACCAAGGCACUCAUACAGGGUCUCAGCAAGAGACGUGAGCAGACUGGUCGAAAUGUCCACUUCCUUCAUGUGAGAACAACCUGCGUAUCCGUCCCAUCUAUCACAUCAUCCCCAUUCGAGUUGCGAACAUUUUCCGAUCAGGAUGAUGAUAUAUUCGAUUAUGAGCAAACGCGCGACUCUCAAGAAGCCUACGCGCAGAGAACGGCCGAACUUACAGCCAUACAGACGAGUGAGAGCUUGGGGGUCAAGGCGUACGUUGUCAUGCCCCCACUCGUCUAUGGCCGGGGUAGCGGGUGGUUCAAGAAGCAGUCACACCAAAUCCCCACACUGAUCAGGAAUGCAAUUGCAUCUGGCUACGCAGAACAUGUCGACACCGGCGAAGCGCAGCUGGGCCAUGUUCAUGUAGAGGACCUGGCUCGUCUCUAUGUCACGUUAGUGGCGAGAAUACUGUCCAGCGAGGAAAUUCCCUAUGGCCGAAAUGGUUACUACUUCGCCAAUACUGGGUCUCAUAAGUGGCUUGAUGUGACAAGCCGGAUAGGCAAAGCAGGGUAUGACAUGGGCGUCUUGAAGUCAGCUAGCCCGAGAUCGAUAAGCCUUGAGGAUGCUGCAGAGAAACUUGCCGAUGGAGACUUGGGUUACGCGGAAGCGUGCUUUGCUUCCAACUCUAGUACUAGACCCGAUAAGGCUUUCGCGGUUGGAUGGAAGCCCUCAAAGACCGAGCACGACUGGGAGAACUCCAUCAAGUCGACCUUCGAGGAUAUAUUGCAGGAACAAUGA